Molecule: messenger RNA, 1047 nt
Organism: Plenodomus lingam JN3
Lineage: Eukaryota; Fungi; Ascomycota; Dothideomycetes; Pleosporales; Leptosphaeriaceae
Source: RefSeq, a predicted model, not a curated record
AUGCCUCGCGCCCGGCCCUCUCCAUCUCCACAUUCUCACGCAACAAGCAAAAGAGCACGGAGAACCGCUGUCGACAAACCAAAGACCCCCUUUGGUGCCAUGGCUGCCCCUAUGCCCAUGCGACACCCACCUUCGCAAAAGGAGACGCUACAGACCAGCCAGCAGUCGAGUCGUGCCCCGCCAUCAGCAACACCCAUACCCGUGCCCAAUGGCUCAACACCAAACCUCGUAUUCCAACACAUACAAGAUUUGGCCUCGAAGCGGAUAUCCACUUUGGACUAUCUACGGAAAGCACACGAGGGACGCAUCUACUGGUUCAAUACGCUCCUCUUCUCCAAAUCUGAUCUCACCCGCCUCCCCUCCUUCACCACCCGCAAUCAAGCCCGCCGCGCAACGCAUUAUCUGCUCCUCGGCUUCUCCCUGCCCAACAUCCUCGACCUAAACUCCAAUUCGCCCUCCGACUACCUCAAAGCCCUCAACGCCCUGCUCCUCGAAUUUGAAACCUACCAGUCCAUCCACCCCGCCGACGGCAGCACGCCCUCGUCACUCAGCAGAGCACGCAUCCCGCAAAUGUUCAAACGCGCAAACUUGAACAUGGGAGGCAAAGGCAGGCGAAGCAGUAGCGCGGCCGGCGACUUUCCCAUGUUGACACCAAGCGGCUCCUUCAACUCAGAGACAGGCCAUGGCUUUGCGGGCCCAGAUGUCCCGCCAGACUCCGACCUUUUACUUCCCAACGAGUCGUAUACCUAUCUACAAACCCCUUCGCUGCCCUUUGACCCGGAUCUCUUCAGCACAUUCGCCACGCUCUGCGACGUCCUGAUUGAUUGCUACACCAAGAUCCUCAGCAUGCUGAGUACUCCCGAGAGCGUGGUGGCGGCCGGUGGCGGCGUGCCGAGUAUCGUGGGUGAUCUCUUUAAUAAAGCGGAUGCGAGGGUUCGGAAGAUUAUCCUUGCGGGGGUGGUGAAGGAGUUUGAGGAUAGUUGUAGGGCGGGGUUGAAGAGUGAGGUUGGGGGUGUGGGCAAGGUUGUGUUGGGCGGUUUGAUGUAG